AUGGCCGGUUCCAGCAUCAAAGUGUCUAAGACCAAUGCCAUCACCACAGAUUUAGAGGCUCCAGCCAGUGUGCGGGCCUCCAAAGCGACUGCCUCCAAAGUGUGGGAGUCUCUUGCGAAGAAGGCCAAGAAGACACUCACUGUAGGUAACAAAGCCACGAAGAAGUCUUCGACCAAGGCUGCUCCUGGAUCAAAGCGCAAGCCGCAGUCUGACGAGGAGGAUGUACCCACUAAGAAAGCAAAGUGUACCAGUAUCUUCUCAAAAGCCUCCCUUGCAUCCUUGAAAAGAGGUCGUCGCACGGUUCCCAACCUGACCAACUCUGAGAGCGAAAGCGACUUGCCUUCUCGUGUCUCCACUUGCACUCCUUUGACCAAAAAGGGAAAGGCCAAGGCUCUACCUGAAGAUGAUUCCAGUGCUGGUUCAUCAGAUGAGUUUGAGCCAUCCGAUGAGUCGGACGAAGACGAAGACGAUGAGGACCACGACAAAGAUGACGACAACAAAGGUGGUGAGGUCGUUCUCGACGACGCUGCGGCACGGCUCAACCGAAAACAGAGCCGCAAGGCUGCCAAGGAGAAAGCCAUCAAAAAGGCCAUUAUUGCGGGCACAUUUGACGUGAGGUGGCCCGAAGACAAGGAGAACAUCCCACCUGCUGAGUCGGCAGUCCGAUCACACUGCCUCAGUACCACCAGCAUGCUGUCCAUCGAGGUCGUGACCAAUCUCGAGGACGACAAUGAGCCCCUUGUCGCCUCUGCAGCUCCACCCCUGCCUCUGCCUCCUCUACCUCCUUCGUCAGUCCCAAUUGGUUCCACUAAGUUCCCACCAUGCCAGGCGUAG
Messenger RNA from Stereum hirsutum FP-91666 SS1, 834 nucleotides. RefSeq lists its product as uncharacterized. NCBI's taxonomy places the organism in Eukaryota, Fungi, Basidiomycota, Agaricomycetes, Russulales, Stereaceae. The record is from RefSeq and is a predicted model, not a curated record. The coding region runs from base 1 to 834 and encodes 277 amino acids. The transcript is spliced from 9 exons.